AAAUCUCUCUUUAAUAAUAAUAUCUUUUCGCAUUUCCAAAUACGCUUGAUCCCAACUCUAGCUGUACAAUCUCAAUUCUGUUUAAUCCUCUAAGUUUGUUUAAUCCCAAGUCUGUUUAAAAUCAAGUCAGUUUAAUCCCACCUCUAUUUAAUCCCAACUCUUUAUAGAACCAACCCUUUAUAAUCCCACAAAUUUAUAACACCAACUCUUUUUAGUCAAAACAAGUUUUUUCGAACUAUAUUUAUUCCCAAUUCUGUUUAAUCCCAUCACUUUUUACUCCCAACUCUGUCUAAUCCCAGCUAUAUAUAAUCCCAAAAAUCUAAAAUACCAACUCUUUUUAGUCUCAAUUUGGCUUAAUAUAGAACCAGUUUUUUUCCAACUCUAUUUUUUUCCAAUUUUGUUUAAUUCCAAUUGAGCUAGUUUAAUCCCAUUUUUUGUUUAUUCCCAACUCUGUUGAAUCCCAACUCUAUUAAGUCACAACUCUGGAUAAGGCUAUUUUUUAACAAUCCCAACUUUGUUUAAUCCCAACUCUGUUUAAUCCCAAGUUAAUUAGAAGUGUUAACCGUGUUCAUGAAUUUUGUAUUUGAGAAAUGAUGUUGCUCCCUGUAUCGAGGAUAUUACUGAGUAUACUCUGUGUAUCCUCUGUAUCCGGUUGCCUUCCACCCAACUUCUUCCAGGCCUUGUUCCAACCACAAGUUAUUGUAACAACGACAACAACAACAACAACAACGUCAUCAAUAUCAACAGGAACAACAACAAGUACUUCUAGUUCUUCUUCAUCAUCGGUCAGUACUGAAGAACCAUUGACAGGAAAACUCAGGAAUGCGACAGGUUGUGGUCUCCUAGGGACCCCGCCUAAUAAAAGACAACUCAGGAAAGCAUUAAAUAAACGGAAGAAAAAUAAAGUGAAGAACCCUGAAGAUGAUACGAGGAUAGUUGGAGGGGUGGCGACCUAUGAAAAUGAGUUCCCCUGGCAGUGCAGUAUAUUAAAUCGGGACAAUUCCUGGUAUGGAUGUGGAGCUUCAAUCCUGAGCUGUGACCCUGUUCUUAUAAUAACAGCUGCUCAUUGUGUAUAUAAUAGAUUUGCUGACGAAAACAACAUUAAUGGAGAAAUAAAGGUUUCCUGUGGCGAUCAUUUUACAACUGGGUUAGAUACCAAUGAGAAAAGAGCGAGUGUGACCAAAAUUACUAUUCAUGAAUCAUACAAUUCUGACACAUUUGAGAAUGAUAUUGCCAUUCUUCAUGUCUCCAGUGGAAUCACAUGCUCCCAGGGCAAGAUCUGGCCAGCCUGCCUUCCAAACGCACAGACGUACAGUAUGGUAGGAUGGACUGAUGCCUAUGUAUCUGGCUGGGGAACUACAUCUGAGGGAGGACAGGUUUCAGAUAUAUUAAGAAAGGUUCAGAGUCCUAUAGUAUCCGACUCGACAUGCAAAGCGUUUUAUGGUAGUUCUGAAAUCAAAGAUAAUAUGAUCUGCGCUGGUUUAGCAGAGGGAGGAGUAGAUGCCUGCCAGGGUGAUAGCGGUGGACCUCUAGUAGCACGUGGCAGUACUGCAGUUGGAUACAGCCUGGUGGGAGUUGUCAGCUGGGGAAACGGUUGUGCAAGGCCUGGUUACUAUGGAGUAUACGCAGAAGUUUCCAAGUUUCUGACUUGGAUUGAAUAUUAUAUGGAUUAAUAAAAUAAAAAAAAAUAUGUCUAGAUAUAGAAUUCAAAGUUAGGAAACGGAAAUGGUUUCCGUAGUUUCCAAGAUUGGAACGGAUAGAAUCUCAUGAAUAAUAUAUUUGUAACUGUUAUUUAUUGCUUUAGUAUUUAUUUUUCAAUAAAAUUUUGAUUAUUAAA
Eurytemora carolleeae is the source of this 1837-nucleotide messenger RNA. RefSeq names its product trypsin-1. Lineage: Eukaryota; Metazoa; Arthropoda; Copepoda; Calanoida; Temoridae. Gene Ontology annotation, molecular function: serine-type endopeptidase activity. The record is from RefSeq and is a predicted model, not a curated record. Bases 591 to 1673 code for a protein of 360 amino acids. Gene Ontology annotation, biological process: proteolysis. The transcript is spliced from 10 exons.